Messenger RNA from Pocillopora verrucosa, 1224 nucleotides. RefSeq names its product microfibril-associated glycoprotein 4-like. NCBI's taxonomy places the organism in Eukaryota, Metazoa, Cnidaria, Anthozoa, Scleractinia, Pocilloporidae. The record is from RefSeq and is a predicted model, not a curated record.
GCAUCUAAGUGAAAGAUUCCGAAGUAUGUAUCUGCUUGAACUGCUUCUAGUGUCUUUAGCGAUUUCUUUUGCAUACGGAGACCCUCGAAUAAUGACAACUGUCUUCCAAGCCGUUAACUUUGCCAGAGAAAUAAGAGGUCGACGCCUUAAUGGAAGUGUUAUUACAGAAAUACAGGUGGAUUCAGAGAGUUCUUGUCGACUACACUGUGUUAAAGAAAGCUCAUGUGUGUCAUACAACUUUGGAUCCACAAUAAACAACAAGAAGUUUAAAUGUCAACUAAGCGACUCCGAUCGCUUUGCUAGUUUUAAGAAUUUCACCGAAGACAACAAAUUUCUCUACCGAGGAGUGAAGAGCGAUUGUGAAGUCACCUCUUCCCUUUGUGCAGAAAACGAGAUUUGUGUUCCCAACUAUAAAGAGAACACUGCAGAAUGUAAAUGUCGUUAUGCUUCUGGAUAUACGGGAAAACCAUGCAAAGCAAAAAGCUGCACCCAACUACUUAAAGAUGGUUUCACUUCCAAUGGCGUGUACACCAUCAAUCCAGAUGGCGGUAAACCAAUACGAGUGUUGUGUGACAUGACCACAGACGGUGGAGGUUGGACCGUUUUCCAGAGACGUAUGGACGGCUCCGUUGACUUCUAUCGCGACUGGAAACCUUACAAAGAGGGGUUCGGAAGUUUAAGCGGCGAGUUCUGGCUCGGAAACGACAAUCUUCAUCGUUUGACGAACGCCAAUGACGUCAUGUUGAGAAUUGACUUGGAGGACUUUGAGGGGAGCAUCACAUUCGCUGAGUACAAUACAUUUAAGGUGGCACACGAAGCCGAUAAUUACAGACUCACUCUCGAAGAAUACGGUGGCUCAGCGGGAGAUUCCUUCAUGUAUCAUAGCGAUAUGCAGUUUUCCACGAAAGAUCAAGAUAAUGAUCUAAAGGAUAUAAGCUGUGCCCAACACUACAAAGGGGCCUGGUGGUACAACGGCUGCCAUUGGUCCAAUCUAAACGGAUUGUAUUUGAAUGGCCAACAUGCCUCUUAUGCUGAUGGAGUCAACUGGGGCACGUUAAGAGGCCAUCGCUACUCACUAAAACGCACUGAGAUGAAAGUAAAAACCAAGGGAUAAGAUGGUUUCUAUCGUGGGGUGACAAAACAUUAUCUCAAAGUGCCUAUGAAACGAAAUUUUUUUGUGUAAAUACUUAGCUUAUCAUAUGUGCAAACCGAUUCUGAUAGAAG